Messenger RNA from Gorilla gorilla gorilla (western lowland gorilla), 1270 nucleotides. RefSeq names its product crumbs cell polarity complex component 3 (gene CRB3). NCBI's taxonomy places the organism in Eukaryota, Metazoa, Chordata, Mammalia, Primates, Hominidae. The coding region runs from base 686 to 1075 and encodes 129 amino acids. The transcript is spliced from 6 exons. The record is from RefSeq and is a predicted model, not a curated record.
UAUUUAGUUCACGCCCAGCCUCUGCCUAGACAGGUGUGCUGGAACAGGUGCGCCCCAGACAAAUGAAUCUCUUCUAAGAGGCUCCCCAGCAGAAGUUUUCAUUUACAGUUGUUCCUUGCAGGUGCCAUACAGCAUGGAGUGAUACAGAGGUUUUUUUCCAUGUAAGUGCCCCUAAAUAGGUGUUUUCCCACAGAUACAUUCUUGACAGGUGGGCCUCAGUAUAUGUGAGCCCCUGCCCUGAUGGUUUUACCCACAGAUGUGUGUCAAUGUGAGUGUGCCCCGUGCAGAUGUUCCAAGUUCUUCCCCUCACUUGAGCUCAACUCCAUACAGGUGCUCCUCCUACAAGGUGCUUUCUCUUACCUCACAGGUGCGCCCACAGCGCGGCCCCGCCCCCUUCUUGACUCCGCCCUCUCAGCGAGGCUCAGGUGCACAAGCCGGAAGUGCGCUCUCCCAGGUGAGUGACUAAACUUUCCGGGUCACGUGAGCGGGCGGAGCCGGUGGGGUCGGACCCACAGAACGACCGACGGACCGAGGGUUCGAGGGAGGGACACGGACCAGGAACCUGAGCUAGGUCAAAGACGCCCGGGCCAGGUGCCCCGUCGCAGGUGCCCCUGGCCGGAGAUGCGGUAGGAGGGGCGAGCGCGAGAAGCCCCUUCCUCGGCGCUGCCAACCCGCCACCCAGCCCAUGGCGAACCCCGGGCUGGGGCUGCUUCUGGCGCUGGGCCUGCCGUUCCUGCUGGCCCGCUGGGGCCGAGCCUGGGGGCAAAUACAGACCGCUUCUGCAAAUGAGGAUAGCACUGUUUUGCCUUCAUCCACCAGCUCCAGCUCCAGCUCCAGCUCCAGCUCCGAUGGCAACCUGCGUCCGGAAGCCACCACUGCUAUCAUUGUGGUCUUCUCCCUCUUGGCUGCCUUGCUCCUGGCUGUGGGGCUGGCACUGUUGGUGCGGAAGCUUCGGGAGAAGCGGCAGACGGAGGGCACCUACCGGCCCAGUAGCGAGGAGCAGUUCUCCCAUGCAGCCGAGGCCCGGGCCCCUCAGGACUCCAAGGAGACGGUGCAGGGCUGCCUGCCCAUCUAGGUCCCCUCUCCUGCAUCUGUCUCCCUUCAUUGCUGUGUGACCUUGGGGAAAGGCAGUGCCCUCUCUGAGCAGUCAGAUCCACCCAGUGCUUAAUAGCAGGGAAGAAGGUACUUCAAAGACUCUGCCCCUGAGGUCAAGAGAGGAUGGGGCUAUUCACUUUUAUAUAUUUAUAUAAAAUUAGUAGUGAGAUGUAAC